Molecule: messenger RNA, 1151 nt
Organism: Zingiber officinale
Lineage: Eukaryota; Viridiplantae; Streptophyta; Magnoliopsida; Zingiberales; Zingiberaceae
Product: universal stress protein PHOS32-like
Exons: 2
Coding region: 86-889 (267 amino acids)
Source: RefSeq, a predicted model, not a curated record
CACGCCCGCGUCACUGCAUCGUGACGCCGCUUCUCCUCCUCCUUCUCCUUCCACGGAACGAUCCAGAACUUUCCAUCAACUUUCGAUGAAUCCCCAGAAGAUCAGGCAGGAGACCGAUCGGCAGGUGCCUCCGGCGUCUGCGGCAGCGGAGGCGGUGGCUGCGGCGAUCGCUCAGGCAGCUAUCCAGCCCUGCUCCCCUCGAUUUUUCUUCUCCUCCGCGGCCGCAGCCAACCCCUCCGUCGGAUCCUACCGUCGGAUCGCGAUUCCCGUCGAUCUUAGCGACGAGAGCGCCUACGCCGUGAAGUGGGCCGUCCAGAACUACCUUCGUCCCGGGGAUGCCGUUAUCCUCCUCCACGUAUGCACCACCUCCGUGUUAUAUGGCGCCGACUGGGGCGCCAUCGACGUUUCUGUUGUCGCCGAUGCUGCCGCCGCCCGAGGGGAUGGCGCCGGGUCCGAGGAGUCGAAGCGUAGGUUGGAGGAGAACUUGGAGGCCUUUACGAUCGCGAAAGCCCAGGAGAUCGCCAAGCCACUCGUGGAGGCGCAGAUCCCGUACAAGAUCCACAUUGUGAAGGAUCACGACAUGAAGGAGAGGCUUUGCUUGGAGGUGGAAAGGCUUGGGCUUAGUGCGGUGAUCAUGGGCAGCAGGGGCUUCGGAGCUGCGCGAAGGUCUGACAAGGGAGGGCUUGGAAGCUUCAGCGACUAUUGCGUUCACCAUUGCAUAUGCCCUGUAGUGGUGGUGCGUUAUCCUGAUGAAGAAGCUGGCGUCUCCACUGCCAUCGACAAUGAAGCUCCUCCGGAGAUCGCAGCGAAGUUUCUGAAAUUGAAUCAAUCGGCUGAAGAGGAUAAAUUAUCUGAUUCACCUUCUAAGCACAAAGAGUGGCGAGAAUAGAGAGAGGAGGCUACUUGAUCCAAGAUGAAGAUGGAGGUGGCCGGUGGAUUAAAUGCAGUGCUAUUCUUCUUAUGUUUCUCAUCUUUCUAUUUACAAGACCUGAUUAUCUAAACUUGUUUCUUUCAAUGUUUUUUGGUUUGGAAAAUUUUCAGUAGUUUCUUUGCAAAGGAAAAAAAUAUUGAAAUGCGAACUACCCUUCAAUGUUCUUGGCAUCUCUUAGACAUACCAAAUAAAUUGAGAUAAUCUGUUUAUUUGCCCAUUA